Pyrus x bretschneideri (Chinese white pear) is the source of this 1156-nucleotide messenger RNA. Its product is annotated as tRNase Z TRZ1-like. Bases 179 to 1075 code for a protein of 298 amino acids. The transcript has 8 exons. NCBI's taxonomy places the organism in Eukaryota, Viridiplantae, Streptophyta, Magnoliopsida, Rosales, Rosaceae. The record is from RefSeq and is a predicted model, not a curated record.
CUACCACAAGCACUAUCGUACAAUCCCCUGGUUUUUUUUUUUAGCAGCAGAAACAGAGACGGAUCAAGUUCUCUCCUUUCAGUUGUAAAUUCAAAGACCCCGUCGGAGUUCUGGCAACUUCGUUUCUCUCCUCACCUUCUAAAAAUCCCCCAUCUUCUGAUCCUUCUUCUUCUUAUCAAUGACCGGAAGUAGAAGCAAAGACCCGAAACCCAAUUCAGAACCCGACCCAGCUCCCAAAAAAGCCAGGGGGUUGACCAUUGAAGGGUACCCAAUUGAAGGUUUGUCCAUUGGCGGCCAUGAAACCUGCAUAAUCUUCCCAACUCUCAACCUUUCCUUUGAUAUUGGUCGCUGCCCGCAGCGUGCUAUCUCCCAGGAAUUCCUCUUCAUCUCCCAUGCCCACAUGGAUCACAUUGGAGGACUGCCCAUGUAUGUUGCAAUGCGUGGAUUAUACAGUAUGAAGCCCCCGACGAUCAUUGUACCAAAGGGUAUAAAAGAACUCGUGGAACAACUUUUUGAGGAGCACAGAAAAAUGGACCAAUCGGAGCUGAAGCAUAACCUUAUUGGCUUGGAUGUUGGAGAAGAAUUCUCUAUGAGAAGGGAUCUCAACGUAAAAGCCUUUAGGACUUCCCAUGGAAUACCAAGUCAGGGCUAUGUAGUAUACUCCGUAAAACAAAAACUUAAGCAGGAGUACAUUUGCCUUUCUGGGAAUGAAAUUAAAACCUUAAAAUCAUCAGGUGUUGAGAUUACAAACACUCUUACAGAACCUCAAGUUGCUUUUACAGGAGAUACCACGUUGGACUUCAUAACUGACAGUAGUAAUAUUGAUGUGCUGAAGGCAAAGAUUCUCGUUGCGGAGAGCACGUUCUUAGAUGACUCGGUUGAAGUGGAGCAUGCCAGAGACUACGGACACAUACAUCUAUCUGAGAUUAUUAGUCAAGCAGAGAAGUUUGUAAACCGAGCAAUUCUUCUUAUUCACUUUUCCGCUCGGUACACAGUACAGGAAAUUGAACAAGCUGUAUCAGCAUUGCCGCCUCCUUUAGCAGGCCGAGUUUUUGCGCUUACAGAAGGUAUUUGAUGGUAGAGCCAGUCAGCUUCUUUGAUCUUUUCAUGACAUCAAUUUUGGCAACUUAAAUUUGUGUGCCGAAGACAGAAGCAU